CAAGAUUGCAGAGAGAUAUAUUCUGAACUAUAUAUAUCAAUCAAUUUGUUUACGAUUAGUACGAUAAGAUCGUGGAACGAGAUUUGAGUCACCUUUUACAAUCAAAUUUUUCAGCGAUGAUCAAAAUUAUCGUGCUUUUAGGCAAACUUGAAAAAUGUUUUAUACCACUUAUUUUAAAUUCAACUUGUGAGACAGUGUUUAAAACUUAAUAACAAGAAAAAUGUUUUCAAGUGCAAGAUUAAUAAAAUUAGCGCUUCUCACAAAUUCGAUCAAAGAGCCAUUUCUUAAACGGAGCAUUAAUUCAUCAUCUGUCGGGAUUUUGGGAGCUCCUUUCAAUAAAGGUCAGCCAAAAGAAGGAGUUGAAAAAGCACCAGAUGCCUUAAGAAAAUUAGGUUUGAUCAAAAAUUUAACACAGUUAGGUGUUAAUGUAAAAGAUUUUGGAAACAUUCAGUUUGAUCAAGUUGCUGAUAAGUCAACAGAAACUUUUGGCAUCUUGAAAUUCCCUUUAACAGUUGGAGCAGCUUGUAAAAAAGUGUCAAAUGCUGUGAAGGAAGUAUUACAAGAAAAUAGAAUAUGUGUAACGAUUGGUGGUGAUCAUAGUUUGGGUCUUGGAACUAUUCAUGGCCAUUCAGAAAUAAAUGACGUCUGUGUUUUAUGGGUGGAUGCUCAUGCGGACAUUAAUACUCCUGGCACAACUUAUUCAGGUUUUAUGCAUGGCUUACCGUGUUCAUUUUUUGUGGAAGAGCUUCAAAAAUACCAGUGUCAUUUGGAAGGUUUUGAUUGGGUUACUCCGAGGAUAAAGAAAGAGAAUCUUGCUUACAUCGGAUUAAGGGACAUCGAUCCUCUAGAGAAAUUAAUCUUAAUGAAAGAAGGUAUUCUUCAUUUCACCAUGGCUGAUGUAGAUAAGCUGGGUAUUUACGAAGUGACAAGACGAGCAUUAGAAGCAAUUAAUCCCAGCGGUAAAUUGUCGCUUCAUGUUAGCUUUGACAUUGACGCUAUUUGUAAGCUAGAAGCUCCUAGUACAGGAACGCCAGUUGUUGGUGGAUUAACUACAAGAGAAGCAUUCUGUUUAGCAGAAGAGAUAGCAAACCUAGAGAAUUUCAAAGCACUUGAUAUUAUGGAAAUAAAUCCUACGCUGGGAACUCGAACUGAAAUUGAUAAUACUCUUGAUAUAGGAAUGAAAUUGAUCAAAGCCUUUCUCGGCCACUCAAGAAGAGGGAGCCCACCUGCAAAUGUUACAGAUAUACCAAUUGCGCGUCAAUGAAGUGGUCCAUUAAGAUUUCAAUGGUUUUACACAGAUUCUAUAAAUUGUAUUCAUAUUUUCAUUCAACACUUCGUUUUCUUGAAUCUCAAAAGCUUCCAUGAAUCUCAUAUCAUGUACGUUUAUUUAUUAUUAAUAUUUGCUUUUUUUAAAUAAAAGUCACAAGUAAUGGUA
Messenger RNA from Parasteatoda tepidariorum (common house spider), 1435 nucleotides. RefSeq names its product arginase, hepatic. Gene Ontology annotation, cellular component: cytosol; nucleus; cytoplasm. The record is from RefSeq and is a predicted model, not a curated record. Lineage: Eukaryota; Metazoa; Arthropoda; Arachnida; Araneae; Theridiidae. Gene Ontology annotation, molecular function: arginase activity; manganese ion binding.